AUGAGCUCGGCGAACGAAUCCACCGGCCUGCGAACGUUCAGUGGUGAUACUGAGGACGCCAAAGAGUAUAAACGUUGGCGGACAUGGGUUACAAACAAGAUCCUCACCCUCGGCGACAAGGUUCCCGACAAUGCCAAAGGUGCUUAUGUUUACACUCUACUUGCUGGAAAAGCUUUGGAAUGUGUUGAGCACCUGGAGCAAUCUGCGUAUCAGAAAGCUGGAGGUGAAAAGAUCAUUUUCGAAUUGCUGGAUCAAAGAUUCCCUCAAAAAGACCAAUCUGAUGAAAUGUCGGAGGCCUUGACCGAGGUGUUCCAGUUGCGUGCCCAUGAAGGAGAAUCACUGAAGGCGUGGGUUUCUCGUGCCACCGAGCUGUUCGAUCGAGUAAAGAGGAAAGUCAAUGUGGCUUUCCCAGAAGAGGCUCGUGGGUGGAUCAUCCUCCACCGAGCCGGACUGACGGAAGAACAAAAAGCUGUCAUCCUCUCUCGAUCGCUCGGAGUGCUCAAGCGCGAGGAGAUCGGCAGAGCUAUGCGUUCCUGUUAUCCGGAGUUGAUCAUCGGCAAGAAACGUAAAGGAGGCGAAAGUGGUGCUGCCUUUGUGGAAGAUUUCGUGGCCAUGGUCGAGUCUCAAAGUUCUUGGCUUUCGUUGCAACUGUUGCGUGAGCGUCGGGAGGUGCACAAGACAGUCAACACUGCACCUGUCUCCUCCCCUACGUUGAACAUUGAGCAAUUGUUGGUCAGCUCCCCCGGAUAUGGCGUGUUGGACAGUGGUUGUGGUCGUUCCAUUGUGGGCGCCUUGACAUUGAAAGAGUUCGAACCACUGUGGCAAGCCCGUGGCUGGACCAUUCCAGUCCCCUUUGCCCAGACGAAUCACCUCAAGUUCGGCAAUGGCCAGAAGGAGACGACGCAGCUGUCAGUCCGAGUUCCAGUACAACUUGGGGGCCGCCCAGGUACAAUCAAAGCUGCCAUUGUUCAGGGUUCCGCUCCAUUGCUGAUCUCACGAAACGCCCUGAGGACUUUGAAGGCCGUGAUUGAUUUUUCUGCCAGUGAGCUGAUCAUCUUCGACGAGCGCGUCAAGGUCCCCUUGUUGACAAAUCAAGCGGGACAGUUCACAGUCGAUCUUUUGGGUGAGCAAGAUGUUGCUCUGGAACCUUUUGCAGAGGAACUCAGCCUGGCCGUUGAGACGCUACCUGUCCACCAGCUCCGUCAACUGGAGAGUCAGGAAGAAGCAACUCAGCUUCGCGCCUUGUUUCGCAAGGCCAUGCAACAUGGCAUCGAGCCGGUGGAAGCCUUGGGAGGUUUUCCCCAUGUGGAUGAUUUUGAGUUGGUGGGCACCAUGUCGGAUGCCGCAAAGCGCCAAUCCGAUGGUCAAUAUCCAGUUCAUUCGAAAGCCAACCGCAAGCUGCCGAUGCCCAUGCCCUCAACCAGUGAAGAUGUUGACAAGCAGGAUGGUUGCUAUGCCACGAGUGCAACAAAUUUGCCGUAUCCCUCCUCUUCCGAGGUGCCACUGCCAAAUUCGAGUCUCCCUCCUUUUCCUCCAGGAGUGACCAAUACAGAGCAGUGGGGCCGAUCGAUCAUCAACUUCGGCAAAUACAAAGGAAAGAACAUCUCAUACAUCGAGCUCCUUUCCUCCACCAGUGAGGAUAUGCGUAGUUAUGUGAAAUGGUGUUCUUCCCGACAGAGCACUGCAGGUGGUGAAUUGAAAGACCUCACCUCUUUCAUGCGCCGCUACGAGAUGGAAAAUUCUCACAGUGCACUGAUUCGUGGAGAGUUGAUUCCAGGAACGACGGCCCGACGAAGUUUCAAGUGA
Messenger RNA from Durusdinium trenchii, 1806 nucleotides. NCBI's taxonomy places the organism in Eukaryota, Dinophyceae, Suessiales, Symbiodiniaceae. The record is from the annotation of a GenBank genome assembly.